Molecule: messenger RNA, 3193 nt
Organism: Fusarium odoratissimum NRRL 54006
Lineage: Eukaryota; Fungi; Ascomycota; Sordariomycetes; Hypocreales; Nectriaceae
Product: alcohol dehydrogenase 1
Exons: 2
Coding region: 1131-2192 (353 amino acids)
Molecular function (GO): zinc ion binding; oxidoreductase activity
Source: RefSeq, a predicted model, not a curated record
AGUACCUACCUUAGACUAGAGCAUCAUGACUACGGAUAAUUGUUUUCCUACUGCACACCCCAUUGGGUCCCAGAUCUACUCCUAGCUCUGCAGUUGCGGAUGGAAGUACCUUUUCCCUCAGAGGUACAAGACUGUUUGAAAUUGGCGCUAUUCCGUACUGUCAUCGAUUUUCACUAGAGCUGCCCGCUGCUGAGGGGAAGUUGAAGCCCGGCAUGAGGGGGGGGGGGGGGGGGGUCAGACAGAAACACGUCGUGAGGAGAUCAGACCUACGGUAAGGCGCGGUCGGUACUGUAGCAAUGCGUAACUCUAGGUAGGGAACGGGGCAGAAGCUACAGGGAAGAUAGAGAGAGACGGGACCUGCCCUGGGCCUAAGCUCCCUAAUCCCUAACUCGUCCAGUCCACUAUCCACUGGUGACGCCACUACAAACAACCCGAGCUAAGCUAACCUCACCUUACACUCUGUUUCUCACACACACUAUUCCUCCCACGCCCACACGCACGCACGCAACCUAGUAACCCAUGCAACAAACGCAUAGGACGAUACUGCCACUCAAUCGCACUCACCGUUCGCCGCAUCCCGAAAACCAUAGUCCAACGAGCAUGUUCCAAAAUGCGGAUCCCCGUGCAGCCGAAGUGGCCUCUCCCUUUGGCCCUUGUUCGUUGAUUCACCUCGUCCCCUAGGCUUGGUCAGAAUCGAGUCGAGUCCAGAAUAGAGACUCUUGUCUGAUCUGCUCUGAUCUCUCACAUCUCUGCUCUCACACCCUUCAACACCAAGAAUCUCACUCCCUCUCCCCCGCGACCGCCAAGAUGAGGCUUGAGUUUCUACACCCAGACGCCUAUCCUUGCCCUGUUGGCCCAUCAUACCAUACGCUUUAGGCCCGAGUACUAUCCAUACGUACCAUACCAUACCAGAGCAGACCAUACCACAUAGAUCAGUCCCUUCACUCUGGAUCACCCGUCCAACAUCUAUAUAAACUCUGCUCCCAUCGGUCUCAAGUCGUUUCUUUCUUCUCCAUCCUCAUCCAGAUCAUCAAUCAACUCUUCAACACUCUCAACAACUCUUCAGUCUUCACGACAACCUUUCGAUACCCUUCCAACCAAACAGCCAACCAACCACUCCAACAAUCAAAAUGGCCGCUCCCCAGAUUCCCGAGAAGCAGUGGGCUCAGGUUUUCGAGAAGACCGCCGGUCCUAUCGAGUACAAGCAGAUUCCCGUCCAGAAGCCCGGUCCCGAUGAGGUCCUCGUCAACGUCAAGUUCUCCGGUGUCUGCCACACUGAUCUCCACGCUUGGCAGGGUGACUGGCCCCUCGAUACCAAGCUGCCUCUUGUCGGUGGCCACGAGGGUGCUGGUGUUGUCGUUGCCCGCGGCGACCUUGUCAAGGAUGUCAAGAUUGGCGAGAAGGUCGGUAUCAAGUGGCUCAACGGUUCUUGCCUGAGCUGCUCUUACUGCCAGAACGCCGAUGAGUCUCUCUGCGCCGAGGCUCUCCUCUCCGGUUACACCGUCGACGGAUCUUUCCAGCAGUACGCCAUUGCCAAGGCUAUCCACGUUGCUCGCAUUCCUGAGGAGUGCGACCUCGAGUCCAUCUCCCCCAUUCUCUGCGCCGGUAUCACCGUCUACAAGGGUCUUAAGGAGUCCGGUGUCAAGGCCGGUCAAUCCAUUGCCAUCGUCGGUGCUGGUGGUGGUCUCGGUUCCAUCGCUGUCCAAUACUGCAAGGCCAUGGGUAUCCACGCCAUUGCCAUCGAUGGUGGUGAGGAGAAGGGAAAGCUCACCAAGGAGCUCGGAGCUACUGCUUAUGUCGACUUUACCACAACCAAGAACCUUGUCGCUGAUGUCAAGGCUACCACCUCCGAUGGUCUCGGACCUCACGCUGCUCUCCUCGUCGCUACCAACGAGAAGCCCUUCCAACAGGCUACCCAGUACAUCCGCUCUCGCGGUACUGUCGUCUGCAUUGGUCUCCCCGCCAAUGCUCAGUUCUCUGCUCCCGUCUUCGACACAGUUGUUCGUAUGAUCUCCAUCAAGGGAUCUUACGUCGGCAACCGUGCUGAUACCGCUGAGGCCAUUGACUUCUUCCGCCGCGGUCUCAUCAAGGUCCCCUUCAAGACUGUCGGUCUCUCUGAGCUCAACGAGGUCUACAAGCUCAUGAAGGCUGGCCAAAUUGUCGGUCGCUACGUCGUCGACACCAGCCGAUAAGCGCGCGGCUGUCGCUUGGGCAGUGCGCCAAAAAGCAAAAGCACGCCCCAAAAGAGAUAGACAGGGCUACCCAUCGCGCAAAGGGGUUUACCCUCUAAAGAGGAGUUCAGGCGGGAGUUGAUUUGGGUUUUCUGGCGGGUGUUGUCGAAGUAGCCAGAUGGAUGAUCUUGGUUACACUUUGUGUAUAGCCCUAGUUUAUGAGUUUUAUGAUUUCCCUUAGCAUCAAAUAACAGAACGAACAUUUCGAUCAACAAUGGUUUCCAAGCGACAUCUUUCACUCUGCACAUUGAUAUGAAUAAUACAGCACUCUUCAGUAAACUCUUCCAAUGACGAGGAGCAACGAUUUCCCCCAUGCUACCUUGCAUCAAUGUCUGCUUGCUAUUCGAGUUCGACUUAAGCCCUAUUGUACAUAGUCUAUAAAGGGAUGAAUAUUGCUCGAGAUAAUAAAACCCCCAAUUUUCUACCAUGAUCCUCUAUUUGAGAAGAACUCUUCAAAUUAUAGUGAGUCCCUUCGAAAAACGUGCUUAAUAAUCCUGUAAAGUUCUCUGAGCUGUUGUGGUUAUGAUCGAGUCUCACCUGGUCUCCAUGUAUCACAACAGAUGAACUUACAUGGACAGCUGAUUUCGAACAUGCUUAACCAGCUUGCAGAUGAAAUAUCAUAUUGAUAAUAACACAUACUUCCACGGAGCCAUUCCCACGGAGUUCAUCCAAACGCCUAAUGGCCAAGUAGUCUCAUCGUGACUAACACCGUAUCGUCUACCAGGAGAUGGGAUAAUAUCAUGUAUGAAAAUAUCACCAUGACGGGGGUCGAUUUACCCCUCCAUCCACUACAAAUCUGAUGCAACCCUCUCUGCAAGAACCCCUGCCAGCCACCAAGCCACUUCUAGAACAUCAUCAACCGUCCAGAAACAAAUAAUCAGACCACUGCUUAUGAAGAGCAUCUAGAGCGUCUAAGCGUAUCUUUUACGAACUGCUCGUUUUCUUGGCUGCAGAAGUUCUUU